Messenger RNA from Rotaria sp. Silwood2, 597 nucleotides. The record is from the annotation of a GenBank genome assembly. NCBI's taxonomy places the organism in Eukaryota, Metazoa, Rotifera, Eurotatoria, Philodinida, Philodinidae.
AUGCUCUGUAGAAUUUUUCAUCGUUAUGCUUCAACAGCAACGGUUAAUCGCUCGAAAACUUUUACAUUUCCAAAACGAAUAAAUCGUUCCCCAACAGCAAUACUCGAAUCAUUAAAUACAUGUGUUCAAACUGAUGGUGGAAAUCCAGCUUAUCUAUUUAUGGAUGAUCCAUUUUUAAUUCCAACAUCAGCACAUGAAAAACGACAAUUAUCAUUAUCAAAAGCUUCAGGUAAAAAAGCAGCUCGAUGGAUUAUGGAUCGAUAUUCUGAUGCAUUUUUUCAUGAUGUUGCCGUUCCAUCAAUACCAUCAUAUUUUCCAAAUUAUACAUUUGAUGAAAAAGAAUUUAUUGAACCAGAUGAAACAACUUUAUAUAAAUUAAUGAAUUGGAAUAAAAUUACAAAAGCAUAUGAAAUUUAUAAAAAAUGUUUAGAUCAAAAAGUUAAUAUAUCUGAUGCAUGCAAAUAUGCUUUAUUUGAUUUAUUAUGUAUUUACAAUAGUGAUAAUCCUAUGGAGAUUUUACCACCUGAAGAAGAUUGGUAUAGAAGAGAAUUAAAUGAAACAAAUCAAUCAGGUAGAAUAUAUUUAACAAAAAAAUAA